CCACCACUUUUGCACUGCCAUGUCUAGCUGACCUGCCAUCGAUGCCAUGCCGAUGCCCAAGCAGACUGCUGCCGAUCGCAGUAUGCUUGUCUACAUGCUUGAGGUUUGCGGCUGGCUCCCCAGUGAAGACGGUCUGCUCCAAAGGCUUCUACCAAGAGGAGGUAAUUGUUCUGGGUUGCGAAGGCGGCAAAGGUCGACAGUCCAUGAUCUUGAGUUCGCAAGCUGCGGCACAGGGACAAUUCUCAUGGGAAGUGGCCAAAGAUACGUUCGACCUCUCCAUUGAGGUCCUUUGCGAGCCCUUGAAGUCUCUUCAUGGCUCCGCCAAGUUGUCUGCCAAGUGUGUCGAGCCGCAGGGUGAGGUGAUCCUGGGCGAAUCCAAAGGUUUGCUGAACCAGUCAGCCGUAAACCUGAAGAAGUCCUCAGAUUGCCUUUCCCGGUCCAACGGUCCAGCGGUCCAGCCCAAGCGCAUGGUCAGCGCCCAUGGUGCACAAUGGUCAUGGAGUGGUGACGUGCCACGGAAACACAGUGGACCCUUCAGUUUGUGGCUACGGGUGCAGGGCCGACUGCACUGUGAUGUGGAGUUCCUGGUGCAGAACGAUCAGGACUCGAACCUUGCGGUGGAUGUCCGCUACAAAUGGUCUCAAAUCAAGCCCUGCCCCAAGCAGUUGAAAGGUUGCAGUCGUUGCCCGACAGACAAGUGUCAUGAGGAGGAUGUUGCCGUGUGCGAUGGCUCGCCUUAUUGGGAGUGCUUGCCAAAAGAGGCGGUGAUGCGGAAAAGCGAGCUGUCCACCGCUCCAGGUGAGCAUGAGCAAACGACAGGGCACAUGACAACAUCGACGCCUACAACAAUGACCACGACCACUCCGAAGCCUUUGUCUUUAGAUGACUUGAUGGAAGAUCCUCAAGUCCAAUCCCUUCUGCGUGAAAAGGAGAGUGUCAACAAACCAGACCUGCCUUCCGGCCCCUUGCCGACCUCGCAUCCAGCUGUCACAGUGACCGAUCGCCGUCAUUUCAGGCUCCCUAGCAGCAAGAACUUGGCGAUGUCCAUGUCGGACAUGCGUCAGAGUCACCAUUUGCCGUGGGCCGCUGGAAUUGUGCUUGCUCUGUGCAUCCUGCUGACCGUUGCCGUUUGCAUCUCACGUUCUGCGGAGACAUCGGAGCAGGAGUGGGGUAUUGAAGCGGUUAUGGCAUCCAAUGGUUUGUGCGAAAUCUGCACAGGUCAAAGGACCCCAUAUUCUCCCAUCGAUGGAGAUGCUCCAGAUCGUUGAUCAAAAAGCGGCGGGGACGAAGUCAGGAUUACCAUCCAGCCUAGUGGUUACUACCAAGCGGUACACCCUCCCAGCAGCAC
Messenger RNA from Cladocopium goreaui, 1348 nucleotides. The record is from the annotation of a GenBank genome assembly. NCBI's taxonomy places the organism in Eukaryota, Dinophyceae, Suessiales, Symbiodiniaceae.